UCUCGCUUGCUACGCUCCUCAUCGCCCCGAGAUCCGUCGAUCGCAUACCCCCCAGGGAGCUCAGCAUCGGCACGCACCCCCAACAAGCAGACCGCCGCCGCCAGCAGCAUGGCCGCGCCGCUGCUCCGGCAAUGGCGCCGCCUCGCCGUGCUCGGCGCCCUCCUCGCGCUCCACCUCGCCGCCGCCGUGGCGCAGUCGCCACCAGCUGCACCCACGACCCCUGCUGCUCCCACGACCCCGGCUGCACCCACGACCCCUGCCGCACCUACGACUCCGGCUGCACCCACGACCCCUGCCGCACCCACGACCCCUGCCGCACCUACGACUCCGGCUGCACCCACGACCCCUGCCGCACCCACGACUCCGGCUGCACCGACGACCCCUGCCGCACCCACGACACCGGCUGCACCGACGACCCCGGCUGCACCCACGACCCCUGCCGCACCCACGACUCCGGCUGCACCGACGACCCCUGCCGCACCCACGACGCCAGCGACGCCGGCGCCCACUGCCACCCCGACAACGCCAGCGCCGACCGCCACCCCUGUGGCGCCAGCAAAGCCGCCGCCGGUCGCGCCAGCCAAACCCCCUCCGGUGGCGCCACCACCGGUCACGCCACCCCCCACGACGCCACCCGCGGUGCUCCCACCCGCCGUGCAGCCGCCCGCCGCGGCGCCUCCGCCGACGGCCACGCCCCCGGCCGAGGCGCCCGCGUCGCUGCCUCCCGCGACGACGCCCCCGCCCGUGGCCGAGGCCCCCGCGCCGCCCGCGGAGAUACCGCCCGCCGAGGCGCCGUCCAAGGGCAAGAACAAGCACAAGAGGAGGAAGAAGCAGCACGGCAAGAAGGAGGCGCCCGCGGAAGCGCCGCAGCCGCUGAGCCCGCCUGCUCCCGCCGCGCCGUCGCCGGCUGAUCUCGAGGACGUGUCCGGCCCUGCACCGUCAGCGUCCGAUGUGAAUGCGAGCAACCGGCAGCACCAGCACUGGGCCUCCGUCGUCCUGCAGACCGCCAUGGCGGCGCUUUUGCUAUCGCUAGCGUGGUAAAUCGCAGAGAGGGAUGAGAGAUCCAUAUGUCAGCGUACCAGCUCAUGGUGUAAUUAUUUCCUCUGUUUCUGUUCAUGCUGUACCAUCAUAGGCCGGUGAGGUUUAUCUGCGGGAUUUGUUAUAGGAACCAUUGAUUGUGGCUUGUGGUAAUUUUUUGACAUGUUCUGUAUCCAUUUUUUUUGGUUAAUUUUGGAAUAAAGACUCACACUUGCUCCGACA
This is a messenger RNA of Sorghum bicolor (sorghum), 1260 nucleotides long. Its product is annotated as lysine-rich arabinogalactan protein 19-like. The transcript has 2 exons. NCBI's taxonomy places the organism in Eukaryota, Viridiplantae, Streptophyta, Magnoliopsida, Poales, Poaceae. The record is from RefSeq and is a predicted model, not a curated record. Gene Ontology annotation, cellular component: plasma membrane. Bases 109 to 1041 code for a protein of 310 amino acids.